Messenger RNA from Maniola jurtina (meadow brown), 997 nucleotides. Its product is annotated as RRP15-like protein. Gene Ontology annotation, cellular component: preribosome, large subunit precursor. Gene Ontology annotation, biological process: maturation of LSU-rRNA; maturation of 5.8S rRNA. NCBI's taxonomy places the organism in Eukaryota, Metazoa, Arthropoda, Insecta, Lepidoptera, Nymphalidae. The coding region runs from base 164 to 979 and encodes 271 amino acids. The record is from RefSeq and is a predicted model, not a curated record. The transcript is spliced from 4 exons.
UAACAAGACCAAGCGGCAAGCGCACGUGCACUUUAAUUAAUGAGUAAAAACCUAUGGUAAAAACCAGCAAAUUAUAGUAAAUCAAAUGUUUUUUGUAAGAAAAUAGCCAAGAAGCAAGAACAUAUACAUAAACGUACAGAGUGUAGAAUUAUUGUAAGAGAUAAUGGUUAUAGUGGCAGAAAUGAGUAAACCAUCAGUUAAAGUAUCAGUUUCAAACUCCGAAUCAUCUAGUGAAGAAGGCGAUGAAUCUGAAUAUGAAUCAGAAGUUUCAGACAAAGGCUAUGACAAAACAAAACGUGAAAGUGAAAUGAGUGAUAAUGGUGAUGAAAGUGGAAGUAAUAAGGAAAGUGAUGAUGAUGAUGACGUCAUAGUAAAAAAUGAGGGCUGGGCGGAUUCUGUAGCCAAAAUCCUUGGUUCCAAUAAACCUAAAAAUAAGAAAACAUUGGUUUUAUCUCGAGCAAAGAAACUUGCAGACACAAUAAAGAAGGAAAAAGAAGAGAAACCCAGUUUUGAAAUAGUUGGUGAUGAGGCUAAAGAAGUGAAAUCAGAAGUUAAGAAAGAGACUUUAACUGUGUUAGAACCUCCAGUAAAGAAAAAGAAAGUUGAACGAUCAUUGAUUAGAAUAAAACCCAAUAUCUUAGAAAAGGAUAGAGAAAAGUUACUAACGAAAAUAGCAACUAAGGGUGUAGUUCAAUUGUUCAAUGCUGUAAGAAAUCAACAGAGGACCAUUGAAAAAGAAAUAAAAGAUAUACCUGAGGGAAAGAAGGAAAAGGUUUUAAAGAAGUUUGAUAAAAGAGCAUUUUUGGAUACUCUAAUGGGACAAUCAAAGUCCGUAAAUGUUGAGGAACAAACUAAACCAUUAAAAGAUGAAGUUAAAGCAGAGUCUGAGAAACCUAGAUGGAAUGCAUUAAGAGAUGACUUCAUGAUGGGGGCUAAAAUGAAGGAUUGGGACAAAGAAUCAGCAGAUGAGAGUAAUUAAUAAAUUAUUUAUUAGGAA